Messenger RNA from Syzygium oleosum, 700 nucleotides. RefSeq names its product protein TIFY 5A-like. Gene Ontology annotation, cellular component: nucleus. The record is from RefSeq and is a predicted model, not a curated record. The transcript has 3 exons. Gene Ontology annotation, biological process: response to wounding; regulation of defense response; regulation of jasmonic acid mediated signaling pathway. NCBI's taxonomy places the organism in Eukaryota, Viridiplantae, Streptophyta, Magnoliopsida, Myrtales, Myrtaceae. The coding region runs from base 130 to 492 and encodes 120 amino acids.
CUUCGUUGCGUCCUCCUCCUCCUCCUUCUCAUCUCCGUGCAGUUAUGGCGUUUGUUCUUACAUCCUCAAUCUGACAAGAUCUAGAGCGAGAGCGCGCCAAUCGCCGUCGUUUCGAUUACGGCUUUUGCCAUGGGGAAGAACUGCAACCUGGAUCUUCACCUCCUCUCUUCCAUCUCUUCUUCUUCUUCUUCUUCUCCUUCUUAUGACGAGAGCUCAUCAACGACUGAGCAAUCGCAAGUAAAUCAACAACAGCUCGCCAUUUUUUACAAGGGGCGAGUCCGUCCCUUUGACUUAACAGAGUUUCAGGCAAGAGCCAUCAUUUGGCUUGCAAGCAGAGAAGUGGAAUCAAAAGCUGGUUCAUCUCCGCCAUUGAAGAAGACCCAGCUGUGGAGCCCCUCAUCUUCAGGCCUGUCAAUGAAGAGAUCGCUGCAGAGAUUCCUCCAGGAAAGAAGGAAGAGGGCUCGAGCCAUGUCUCCUUAUAUCAGCCAUUAACCACCCUUUGUUUAACUCAUGAUAUUGUACUAUUGUCCCCUUAACAACUAAAAUUGGCACUGUCGAUUAGUGCUUGUGGGGGAAAUUUAUCAACAAAAAUAUUCGAGAUUAAAGUGAUUGUAUGCUUAAUUUCGCAUCCUAUGCAUUACGAGCAGUUUUCUUUCUUCUUUGAUCUCCUCCAGAUUUGGCAAUGUUAUAUUUGUUAGAA